This is a messenger RNA of Effrenium voratum, 357 nucleotides long. NCBI's taxonomy places the organism in Eukaryota, Dinophyceae, Suessiales, Symbiodiniaceae. The record is from the annotation of a GenBank genome assembly.
AUGGCGGCAACGUUGCUUGGUCAGCUUCCAUUGUGGAUCUUUGCCACGUUGCUGACGUGGGCCGUGUGCUGGUUUGCUGUCGCGCCGGUGUACUGCCAGGAUGAGCCGACCUGCGCCAAACAAUUGAAGACCUACCCGCGCUACUACCACCUUGUGUCUACCGCCGCUUUGAUUGCAAUGUGUGGGCAUGAGGUCAUGGGCUUGAUCGCCACCUACAUGGGAGCGCAGCAAACGCAAGCCUUGAUCCCGCACUUGAAGAGCCGGUGCCUGCCCAGUUUCCUGCUGGCACUGAUGUUCGGAGUGCUGGCCACGGCUGAGCCGGGCUUCCGCGAUCUGAGUGGACCGUUGCGCAUGUGA